Molecule: messenger RNA, 1029 nt
Organism: Cucurbita moschata (crookneck pumpkin)
Lineage: Eukaryota; Viridiplantae; Streptophyta; Magnoliopsida; Cucurbitales; Cucurbitaceae
Product: secoisolariciresinol dehydrogenase-like
Exons: 2
Coding region: 68-877 (269 amino acids)
Source: RefSeq, a predicted model, not a curated record
UAUAUACUACUUUUUCAAAGACAACAACAAAGUAGAGAAAGAGAGAAGAAGAAGAACAAGAGCAGCCAUGGGCGUCUCCUUGCUUCCUGCUGCUGCAAGAUGGCUAGAAGGCAAAGUGGCAGUAAUCACAGGCGCCGCCAGAGGAAUUGGGGAAUCCACAGCAAAACUCUUCUUUAAGCAUGGAGCCAAAGUGGUGCUUGCAGACAUCCUAGACGAUGUCGGUCACUCUCUUUCCCGCCAUCUCUGUUCUUCGUCAUCUUCAUUCGUCCACUGCGAUGUAACGAAAGAGAAAGAUAUUGAAAAUGCAGUUAACACAGCUAUUUCCAAGUAUGGAAAGUUAGACAUCAUGUUGAACAAUGCAGGCAUUUCUGGAACUCUCAAAUUCAACAUUCUUGAAAACGAAUUAUCAGACUUUCAAAAGGUACUCAAUGUCAACUUACUUGGAGCGUUUUUGGGCACCAAGCAUGCAGCAAAGGCAAUGAUUCCAGCUCGUCAAGGUAGCAUAAUCAUAAUGGCAAGUGGUUGCUCGAUCAUUGGUGGGAUUGGGCCAUAUGCGUACACGAGCUCAAAGCAUGGCUUGUUGGGAUUGAUGAAAAAUGCAACAGUUGAUUUAGGACGAUAUGGGAUAAGGGUUAAUUGUGUGUCGCCCCAUGUAGUGCCCUCGCAGAUGACUAGGGAUCUAUUUAAGCUUGAAGAUGGCGAUGAGUUUCCUAAUGUUUAUUCGCAUUUCAAAUGUGGAGAUAUUUUAAGGCCAGAAGAUAUAGCUGAAGCUGCUUUGUAUUUAGCAAGUGAUGCAUCGAGAUUUGUGAGUGGACAUAACUUAAUUGUUGAUGGAGGCUUCACUUCAGCAAACCAAGGUCUUUGUUCCUACGAAUAAUAAAGUUGAAUACAAGAACUACUUGUUUCAGACUUCAAGUUCGUUCCUAAACUUGAUUAUAGUCUUUCCUAAACUUGAUUGUGGAUUAUGUUCCUAGUUUUGUUUGUGUGGUUUGUGUCUCAAUUGAGUUAUUUCAACUUUUAUUUGUCGCA